CACAAUGUUAUUGUGUGCCAGGCGCGUCCUUCAAGAAUUUGCGGUGUUUGUCCGGUCAACCUACUGCUUUACCUAACAUGUCACCUUCAUAAGCUUCAUCACUUCAUAAUCGAAACAAAUAACAUCUGUUCAGAAUUCGUACCUAGAUAGUAUUUCAAUCCGCUGAUGUAAAAAGCCGCUUUUUGUGCAAUGGAUCCUGGAGCAAAUGAUUAUCCCAGUGGAAACGUGAAUUCAAAUGUACGGAAUAAUUCUUUCCGUAUUUCUCCUGGAAAUCCAUUAGAUAAUUCGAUGAAUAUUAGUGGGCCCUCAUCUGUUGGUUACGCAAAUAACUCUGGUCACGACAAAGAGGGUUUUCUAUGUCUAAAUCGUACUCAAACGGAUUACGUCCAAAAUCAUCAAUACAUCCAGAGUGUCCAUAAUGAUAGCAGUAACAAUAGUCAUUAUUGCGGCAACUUCAACGAGUUCUCUCAGAGUGGUUCUCGGAAACACCCUUUGUCUGGUGUCGUCCGAACCAGAAGACGAAAAGCUGGAAUAAGUGAGGAAGAACGUGUUUGUAUUGUAUGUAGUGAACCAGCAUCUGGCUAUAAUUUUGAUCGUUUGACUUGCGAAAGUUGCAAGGCGUUUUUUCGCAGAAACGCACUCAAGCCUAGGGAUAAAAUAAAAGCUUGUAAUCGAGGUGGGGGGUGUGCUAUUGAAGGCAAUCAACGUAAACACUGCCCUUCGUGCAGGCUUGAAAAAUGUUUGGCUGUUGGGAUGAAAAGAGAGUUGAUACUACCACCUGAAAAACUUGAACAACGAGCUAAACCUCGACGCCGCAAGCACCAUUCUCCUCAGGAUAGCAGUUCCUCACCUCAGAAUUUGUUAACUGGACCUUCUUCAGUUGGCAGUAGUAACACAAAUGCUUAUCCUCCCUAUUUACCAUCUCCUUUAACUACAUCAUCUCACCCACAACAUGGAUCUAGUCAAACAUCUUACAAUUCUUCAUUCAUUUCUGGAGCUAGCAGACCACUACAUCUGAUAAAUCCUGUCAAAUUUUCUAGUUAUGUGAAUUCAACUCAUUGCAGUGACUUAUCAUUAACUACGGAUACAUUUAAUUCCUCUGGUACUUUAGAAACUAAAGAAUGUAACUUCCCAAAUAGUUCAAUAAAAAUCCCUGUAAUUGGAAAAUCCGAUGAAUUAUUUAUGCCACCUGUAAAUCAAGAUCAAAAUCUCAAUGAGAAAUUUUUAUCUCUUGAAUCAUCUCAACAGUCAGAUAGUGUAAGUAAAAUACACAUCAUUUGUUCCUAUGCAUAUAUACAAAACUGAACCAUGUUUUCGAAGAUAUUUUAGUGAUUUUGAAACAUGAUUAAUGAAUUUCGAUCUCCCAGACCGUUAUCUUAUCUCAAUUAGUAUUUCAUCAUUGCACACACCCAACGCUUUUCACUUUUGAACAGGAGGCUUUUAGAUAUAACACCGAUUGUGCUGCCCCUCAGAUCGUUCAAUUGCAAGGCUCUCUUCAGAAAGAUUGAUGUUGAGCCUAUUUGUAAUGCUUUCACUUGCACACUGUAUAAUGAAGUGUGGCGUUUUUGUUCUAAUUUGUGUUUUUUAGACAGGAUACAACGAAAUUACAGAGAUACUUAUAAAUUAUUGACAUUAUCCGUUUAAUCAUAUACUUAAGCCUGUCACCCGUCAUGGAGGAGCAUGGGCUGCCCACCAGCAUUCUCCAACCAACUCUGUCCUGGGCAAUCUCUUCCAGUUACUGUUCAUUCUUUUGAUAUCUGCCUCUAAUUCCCGACGCAUUGUGUUUCUUGAUCUUACUCUUUUCUUUUUAUCUUCAUGAUUCCAAGUUAGCGCUUGCUUUGUGAUGCAGCUUGAUUUCUGCAAUAUAUGUCCUGUCCACCUUCAGUGUCUUUUUGACUAUAAUGCUCCCCUUCACUCUCUUGUUUGCCUCUGUGUAUUCACUCUGUGCCUUGAUUUUCUCUGCUCUUGUUCGACUGUUGUUCAUUGUCUUCUUAUCUUUUCUUUCUUGAAUCCUGUCCAGGUCAUCGAUAGAGAUCUAUUCUUUAUGAUGACGCGUCUUGUGGCCCACAACUAACACCUUGAAGUUAGUGCUACUUUGAUACCUUUCCAGUUGUUCCCCAUUGUAGUUUUUUCUCCUUUGAGUAGAUCUUGUAAGGUUUGGGACCUGUUAAGCUCGUCGAGUUUGUCAGUAUCUCAAAGGAAGAUUUUAUUAGACAUUUGAAAUGCUGUUUGUUCAGUGCUUCUUUAGCUUCAGUUUCAUCUUGGUCACAAUCAGGUGGUGACAUCAACAUCUGAGGGGAGCAUGGGAUACAUUGGGCAGCUAGGAUGCAGCUGGACGAUCUGGACUUCGCAGAUGAUCUGGCUCUUCUAUCACACACGCAACAAAAAAUGCAGGAGAAGACAACCAAUGUAGCAGCAGCCUCUGCAGCAGUAGGUCUCAAUAUACACAAAGGGAAAAGCAAGAUUUUCCGAUACAACACAGCAUGCAACAAUCGAAUCGCACUGGACGGAGAAGCUUGGGAGGAUGUAAAAGCCUUUACAUACUUAGGCAGCAUCAUUGAUGAACAGGGUGGAUCUGAUGCAGAUGUGAAGGCGCGGAUCAGCAAAGCAAGAGCAGCAUAUUUACAACUGAAGGACAUCUGGAACUCAAAGCAACUGUCAACCGACACCAAGGUCAGAAUUUUCAAUACAAAUGUCAAGACAGUUAUACUGUAUGGGGCGGAGACCUGGAGAACUGCGAAAGCCAUCAUCCAGAAGAUACGAAUGUUUAUUAACCGUUGUCUACGCAGAAUACUUCGGAUCCGUUGGCCAGACGCUAUCAGCAGCAACCUACUAUGGGAGAGAACAAACCAGAUCCCAGCGAGGGAAGAAAUCAAGAAGAAGCGCUGGAAGUGGGUAGGACACAUAUUGAGGAAAGCACCCAAAUGCGUCACAAAGCCAUCCCCCACAUGAAAUCCUCAAGGCCAAAGGAAGAGAGGAAGACCAAAGGACACAUUACGCCGAGAAAUGGAGAUAGAAACGAGAAAAAUGCACAAAAAUUGGAUACAACUGAAAAGGAAGGCCCAGGACAGUGGGUUGGAGAAUACUGGUCGGCGGCCUAUGCUCCAUUGGGAGUAACAGGGGUAAGCAAGUAAGUAAGGUGGUGAUCUAAAUCUAUAUCAGCUUCUCUCCUGGUUCUUAUGUCUUCCAUUGUCCUUAUGAACUGUUUAGUGAUACAGAUAUAAAUUACCUGGUUCUCCGUGGUGUGAUCCGGUGAGAUCCAUGUAGCCUUGUGUAUGCGUUUGUGGGGGAAUAUUAUACCACCUGUAACCAUUUUAUCGAAGGCACAUAAAUUUACAAAUUUCUCACCAUUUUCGUUUCUUUCUCCCAAUCCAUGCCGUUUAGGUCUUUCAUCAGGACGGUUAGGUCUUUUCCUGAGCUCUUCUCUAUGAUCGAUUACAGCCUCUCAGAAAACUGAUCUUUAUCGUCGUCUUUGCUAUCACUCGUGGGUGCAUUACACUGAACAACAUUCAUUGUAAUUUCCUCCUUUGUUUUGAAAGACGCUUUGAUGAUGCUUGAUCCAUGAGAGUCCCAUCCUCUAAGUGCUUCCCGGGAUUCUUUGUACGGCAACUUCCUGAGUGUGUGGGGCAUUUUCUUCGUGAACGGAGUAAAGUACCAUCUCUCUCCAAUCUAUUUUUUUUGUCCAGCUUGGUUCCAAUGGGUUUCACUCAUUCGGAGAACUACCACGUAGUAUCUACUCACUUCCACAGCAAUUUGAUUGGUCCUCCUGGUCUCCGACAUUGUACAGACACUUCAUGCACAUGUAUUAAUUGUUGCUCUGGUUGUUGGAAGGGACAUUGACCUCAUGACUUCUGAAGAAUAUAGGCUUUCACCAUGAGAUGUCAUAAUUCUUAUAAACGAAGGUCCUUCGACCUUCAGGACAGAGUUUAAAUUAUUCGUUCUGGUUAGCGCUUUUUAGAAAGGCUUUCUCGUACGAGAUGAAGUUACUGAUUCUUUCCACAACCCUCCUUUAUCUGAGCUUGGGACCUGCAGUAACCCUAGAACGUCUACAAUCUGAUUUAAUUCGAUAGUAUGAUAAUCCUUAUUCCUUAUAGUAUACAUGCAUUUAUUUAAUUAUUUUAUUUAACAAUUUGAGCAAGGUGUUUAUAAAUUUAUGGGCUAAUGUUCAACCAACUUAGUAACUGAUUAUCAUUUAAAACUGUCUCAUAGAUUCUUGAUUUGUAUAUUCCAUCUUAUGCUUUUAUUAUUCAAUACAGCAGUUGGAUAGACCUUUUAUGAGUCUGUAUUACCUGGUUCCGUUGGUAGCCAAUCUUAAUGUAGUCAGUAAUGUCCAUUAAUUCUAGAGAAAUACCAAGAUAUUUUGGUCUUUUCUAAUCAACCAACAUUCUCCUUUGCAGCCCAUACAUGCACACUAUAAGUAAGAUUCUUCCUAAAUUUCUAUCUCUACGCUUAAAUGAGUAGGCGCUGAGUAAGAUAAUAUUUUUUCUUGUAAUUAGAGUUGUCGCUUACCAUAAUUGGGUAGUUUUCAGAGCACAAUCACAACACAGGUGCCUGUUAUCUGUUCACUGUUUUAAAAUAUGAAAAUCACUAUUCAAUUGACUCUUCUUGGCUCGUCUGUCCAAUCAAAAAGUGGAUUCUGCUUUUAUGGCUACACGUUUGCGGCAAUUGUGGUUAUUGUGGUUGUACCUCGAGACUACAUCCAAGAAAUGACGUUCAUUCCGACGUAAAACCUUGCGGACCUGUUUAAUUGGGUAGAUAAUGUCGAUUGAGUAACUUGGAUGUUGUGUAUGUACAUUUAAGAGAAAAUUAAUGGAAAAGAAUAUGACAUCAGAAGAUACCAGAAAGAAAGCUAAUUUUGGGGUGAAAGCAAUGAAAUAUUAGUAAAAGUAUGUGGAGAAGUGAGGAAGUUGUUAAUUGAUUUCGAUUAGAAAUUAUACUAUUAUCAGCCAGUUAGUUUGCUCUGUAACUUUUAAGUUCAAAUCACUCACAAUCUUUUCAAAAAUACUUGAUUUCGUUUUCGUACAGCCGAGUUUAUACUUUCAAAAGUGGAAUAGUCGAGAUGAGGAUAAUUCGAGACAACGAUGUUUAUUAACGUAGGCCCCCUCCUCAUUGAGGAGGGAGGAUAUCUGGGAGGGUUGGUUACUCUUUAAAGAUUUUACCUUUGUUACAUCUAUAAUUACAACCAUUAGUAAGCUUUUCUUCAUGAAUCAAAAGUUUUCCGAUUUCUGAAGAUGAGAAUGACCUAAAUAGGAUUAAUCAUUCACAUAAGGAGUCACGUCUAGCAUCGGAAUAGUUUAUGGAUGAUAUUUUAAUACAACAAGACAUGGUUAUACUCCAUAGUUUGUGUCAUACCGCACUGUUAAAUAAUUUGACCGCAUAUUUAAGUUUCCUCUUACACUUAAUGAUCAUAUUAUUCAGGUAGAAAUUUUCAAGCUUUGGAAUGGCGGGAAUUUGAAACGUUCGGCUUCUGUAAAUCUUGAAAUUGUAGUGUGAAAACGGUGGUUUAGUGGUUAAAGUACUCGGUUUUCAACCGUGUUGUAAAGCACGUCAUAGGCUGUGUCUCACACAGUGUCGCAAGUCUAGUGGUCGCACUUUUUGUCAACACCGCAGUUGUCGACUUCGUUCUCGGAAACGUCGACUACGACGACAACGUACUUUGUCUGGGUCUAAAUGUUUUCGUUCUCCUCUUAUGCAUAUAACUUCACCGGAUCCUCACCUAUUAAGUUGUUUGCAAGGUUGUGUUCAUCGUAUCCGAGAACCAUUUACCCCGGAUGAACAACUCGAAACUGGUAUUGCUGUCACAUUGGAACAAGAGUAUAAUCGAAUGGAUGCAUGCAUUCGGAGGAUAAUACGGGUUGUUAAACAGUUGCCUUAUUUUAGUGAAGUUGGUAAACCUGCUCAACUAAGUUUGUUAAGAACAAACAUUUACGGAUUGAUUGUACUAUAUUCGUCUUUUUUCUUCGAACGUGAUAUUCGAAAAUUAAGAUAUCCUGUAUUACAAACUGAUGGUCAGUUAACCACCGUAACAGUUCCAAUGCUGGAUGAAGUAGCCACUCCUAGCACCUCUUUGAAUGAUCCAGACAAUGUGAUCUCUGGAUCAUGUUCUAAAUUGCUUCAAAGUAAUAGUUUCCGAUCAUUUUCACGUUGUCGUUCUAAUCAAGCAAACUAUGCUAUGGGUUUACGUGAAGAAUUUGAAUUGUAUAAAUCGAAUACCGUCGCUGCUUUUGAUCAUUUAGAUGAGUUAGUUGGUUCAGACGAUAUUCUUCGAAUGUCUGUUUUAGCCAUCAAACUAUUCUCUGAUAAUUCUCUUUCUGAAGAUCUACGUCCUCCUGUGUUUGCCGCUAGACAGGCCUAUACUUUAUUUCUUUGGAAUUAUAUUCGUUGGCAAGCAGGCUCUAAACGUGUACGGUCUGCCACCGAACUUUACGCCCGUAUCUUAAUAGCUUUUAUUGAUUUACGAACCCUGGAAAUUCGUAUGACAGAAUUCGCUAAACUACUCAGUUUAGAUGGCCUCAGUCCAUUAAUGCGUGAGGUUUGUAGUCAACGAAGCAAUUUAGGCUCAACUUCCGCAUAAAACUUUAUAAGCAAUCAAAUAUUCGUUAAAAGUAACAACGAUGUGUUAUCCGAAAUAAACAGUUUAUCUACAACCUUCCUUUUAUAAACUUAUUCUGUAUAGUAUGAACAACAACAUUUUGUUUCGUUUUGAUUUAUUAUUUGUGUUGGGAAAAAGACAAAAAUGAUUAAAAUUUGCAUAUUAUAUUAUUAUUGUAUUCAUAGAAAGUGAAUAGUUGUACACCAUUACUAACACAAUAUCUGUUAUUACUGUUUACUUAACUUUUAAUACUGCAACUAUUACUACUACUUCAACUACUUAUUGGUCCGUCUUUCGUCUAAUAAUAUAAGAAAUGAAUUGAUCUCCUUUCUUUGAGUUCAGACUGUGUAGAAAUGAAAUCUAUUUGGUAACUGUGAUUGUGCACUAAUCUGUAGGUCUUUUUGUAUAAAUGUGUGUCCACUGGGCACUGGUAUUUAUACAUUCAUCAUUGUGAUUGCAAAAAUAAUUAACAAUUCUAUUUCGGGAGUGUUGUUGUGUUUUGUUCCUUUUUAUUACUGGCUAAAAGAAUGAAGUAGAGAAGUAGUGUUUUCACAUUUAUUUAUUUAUAAUUUUAACAAGAUUCUGUAUUUGAUGGGUUAUGUUUUUUUGUCCUGUUUAGUAUUUUGUUUAUGUUUGCUUUUACGUGUUCCAAUUUCCUGUUUAUUCCCACUACAUCUUAUCUACAAUUCUACCCGACUAUCCACCUUCUUGAGCUUAUGCUGUACUCACUAUACUCCUUGUGUUAAUCUUAAACAGGUAAUUAAGUAUUCUGUAAACAAUAGAUGCUUUUGUUAUAACUACCUCAGUUUGCAGUGAUGUUUGUAAUGGUACUAUACUACCCAACAGUAAACGUAUAUUUAUGUAAAGUGCUAGUCAAUUAGGUUAUUUGGACAUUAUAUAAAUCGUAAUACUAAUAAUAAUUUAUUUGCUUUCAAUUUCUCUUUUUAAAGUAUAAAUAUUUAUAUAAACUAUAAAAUAUGUGUUCCCUUCAAAUAUAUAUUUCUCACCUAUUUGUUCGUAGUUUUAUUGGGUAACUCCGUCGUAACAAAGACAAGUGUUUGCGCUACUGCUUAAUUCGAAAGGAUUCAUAGAUUCUCCAUUUAAGUAUAUAUGAUAUAUUAUGAUAUUCAACUUGUUUGCUCUAUGACAUGGGGAUUUACAGUUAGAUUUGGGAGGUAAUUCGAUUCAAGUUGAGUUUGCUUUGACGAUUCAUAAGAAAACGUUUUGUCAUUUGAAUGUUAACAAUCGUGAAUCGGUCACACUACUCGCGAUUUUAUUAUCAAAAGGACGAAAUAUGAAAAAGAAUCACAAACGAUAGCAUACCAGAAAGGGAUAAAUGUAUCAAGUAUCAUCAAUUACCUGUGUGUUCAUACGGAAAAUUAUUCAUUACUGAAAUAGAUUUAAAGUCAUAUCACGUGUAUUAAGUAUCGUCAAACCUAAGACUAUGAGAAUGUUGCUUCUCAUUUACGUUAUGAGUAAUAAUUUGGUAAUGCAAUUACUCUUCAAUCAUGACACUAAAUGUCAUGAUCUUAAAUAGUUUAGUCUUAACUCUUAGGAAACUUAGCGCAUACGUACUGUUUCCCUUUUGUACCAUCAGUAAAUUAUACUUAAUCUCUACCUUGUGUUCGUUGAAUUUGUCCAUACAUAUUUAUUAGUUAAUUCGCUUCUUGAGUCUAAAUUAUGCUUACUCCUUACUGUUCUAAGAUUAGGAAAGUAACUAAUCUAUAAAGUAUUCUAUACUCAUUGGAAGCAUAUCUUACGAUGUAUAUAUUGUUUCUCUGUUUGAUUCAGUCGGAUUGAAUUAAAAGACAAUUUGUUGAGGAAGACACUAUAUGAUACAGGCGUGUGAGCUAGUCAUUAUUUUGCAGAAUAGUGUACUCUUAUUCUCAUACUUGCAAUUAUAAUUUGGCAAAUUGUUGAAUAAGAAAUUGAUCUGUGUUAAACACAGUAGUUUCUUUCCGACAUUUUGGCUUACGCCUUGAUAAAUGAAACGUUUUGACGGAAAUAUUGAAUUUGGUAGCUAAACGUGUACCUCUCUGUUAAUCUCAUUUAUUUUGAAAGAAACGCCUUUGGGUGGUAUAGCAGAAGACAUCAACUGGUCUGUCUGAAGAAAUUUAACCUCAGAUUUUCAUAAAAGCGAUAUAAGCGAAAACACCUUUUCAACAGCACUUAAGAAAUAUCAAUGAACAGAAAGUAAAGAAGAUAUCAUUUUUUUGUUUUAGGAAGUUAAUGUAAAUAUUAUUUCGUGUAAAUUUAUUUAUGCACAUAUUGUACAUGAUUCAUAAUUUCUAAGAUAUUCUGAUUAGAAACCAUCUUAGAUGAUGUAAGAUAAAAUUUUCUCAGUUCUGAUACGAAAACUAUUUGUAACUCAGAAAGCUCAAUAUUAAAGCACUCAGCUCUAUAGUGCCUAGUAUCUCCUCUGUGGUUAUCAAAUGAUAACAUCUUUUUAUCAUAAUUAGACACACACACCCCCAAAGAAAAGAAAGAUCGUUCAAGGUAAAUAUUCAUGACAAAUUUUAUCAAAUUCAUUACAUACAUUUAAAUCGUUGUAUAAAGUAUAUGGUCUACUACAUAAAUUGAAAUGUUUCAGUAUUGGUUCUUGAUUAAUAAUCCAAAUAUAUUUAUCUAGUUUUUAGCUUAUUAAUUCCGAUUGUUUUCUUUUUAACAGUUAAUUAUUAUUAAUAAAUACAAACUUCCAGAUAUGUGAUUUUGAAGGUUUAUACUUCGAUCUAGUGAUAAAUACAAAUACUGACUUAUCUCCAGCGUAGGUGAUACACUUACUACUUGCAAUCAACUGAAGUAGAUAAAUUUAAUUUCCCUUUACCUAUUUGCAUUGUUGAACAAGUAGAUGUAGUUUUCUAGUAUUCUGAAUAUAAAUACAUUGCAGUGCAGCUGAUAACUUUCGUCAUAAUUACUUAUGUUUUAGCUGGUAUAUAUACAAAACCUUAUUGCGCAAUUUGACUUGUAAAUACCUUUAUGUUUUGUAAAGAUUCAAUUUCUACUUGAAGAUGAUUUUACCAAACAAUAGUCUUAAGCAUUAUAUCAAACUGUUGGGAUAUUCAGGGAAAUAUCCCAAAAAUUAUCCUGUUAAGCCUAAUGCUAUCCUUGGACAUGAAAUGGUAUCUUAUUGGUCAAUAUUUAUUUAACGUGUUAUUUUCCUGUUGGCCAAUAUUGUACA
Molecule: messenger RNA, 9770 nt
Organism: Schistosoma haematobium
Lineage: Eukaryota; Metazoa; Platyhelminthes; Trematoda; Strigeidida; Schistosomatidae
Product: receptor
Exons: 5
Coding region: 190-1305 (371 amino acids)
Biological process (GO): positive regulation of transcription by RNA polymerase II; cell differentiation; negative regulation of transcription by RNA polymerase II
Molecular function (GO): nuclear receptor activity; zinc ion binding; RNA polymerase II cis-regulatory region sequence-specific DNA binding
Source: RefSeq, a predicted model, not a curated record